Messenger RNA from Clunio marinus, 2023 nucleotides. NCBI's taxonomy places the organism in Eukaryota, Metazoa, Arthropoda, Insecta, Diptera, Chironomidae. The record is from the annotation of a GenBank genome assembly.
CAAGUGUUUUCACAAAUCUAAUGACUUUGCUUUAUAAUUACGAAUCUCUCGCUAAUAUUAAAUAAACAAUGUAACUUUCAGCAAGUGCCAAAAUUAGAGUGAAAACAGCUUUUACGACUUUAUGUUUAUGCAAAAGUUUUGAUAAAAAUGGAGUUUUGGAUGAAAUAUUUUGCUACAUGCACCAUUUUGCUACUGAUAACGUUGGAAUGUUCCUGUCAACGUUAUUAUCGCCAAGAACAACUUGAUGGAAAUCUUUGCGGAAAUAAACGAACACUUCUGACGUUUCUCACACAAACAAUGAACAAAUAUGAAAUUCAUUUCAAUAAUGAAGUGAAUUCAGUCGUUCUUGAAAAAAGAUUUAAUGCAACUGCAGUUAAAAGGUUACAAAGUGACUGCACUUUCAAGAUCGACACGCGACUAUUCUCAAAAGAUUCGGGCAUUUAUGUUAACAUACUGAAAAUGCGAUUACGACAAGUGAAAUUGACAGGUGUUUGCAUCGACUCCAUAACAAUUAAAUACAAUGAUGAUGUUAAAAAGAGAUAUUGCGGAGAACUUCCUCCAGGAGAGAUAAAAUCAAUUGAAGAUAUUAAAGGGAAAGUGAAAAUCACUGUCAGUAUAGAUCGAGGUCGUCCUCUCAAUGAUGACGAAGUGAUAGAGUUUCAAAUCGCAGCGACAGCUUACAAAGAUUGUGAAAAUUUCAAUCGCGAGUUUAAUUGCAAGCCAAAUAUGAAGCGAAGUUGUAUUAGCAGUAAUUUUGUGAAUGAUUCCAUUAUAAAUUGCCUUGAACCGAGUUGUAGCGAUGAACGCUAUGGCUGCCAAACAUCGUCCAUACUAUCAUCCGUCACGGAAGAGCCAACAGUGAUAAACAAUUUACCACAUAUUUUCUUAAGUGCCAUUACAUCACUUCUUCUAACGAUGCUGUGCUGUGGUGGAUGUUUCUUUAUUGUUUUAAAGUUAAAGAAUUGGGCGAAUCCACCACCAACUUCACAGACAUCAACAAGAAUUCAUAGAAGAGGGAUAAGAAGAAGAAAUGGUGAUGGAGACGCUCAAACAUCUUCAUCACCAAAUUCAACACCAACAGCUCCACCAAAUUUCGAUAAAGAUGAUCUUCCUCCCUCAUAUGAUGCACUUUUUCCAGAGGGUCCGAAGCAAGAAGCAGUAAAUACUUAAAUUUAGAGUUAAUUUCAUUGAAUCUUGAAGUUUAUUAGAUGAUAAAGUGAAGAAUCUUUUACUUAUAUUCGGAAAGAAAUUUGUUUAGGCGUAAAUUAUGUAAAUGAAGUUAUCCAUGAUCCCAUACGGGAUUUCCUUGUAUUCAACACAAGACAAGAAGAAAGCUUUUUCUAUUUUAUUCGAGUCACAAGAGUUUAUUUUACAUUUAGUGCUGCAGUAUUCUUAACCUGCUGUUAAUGAGAGAAACUUAUGUAGGCGAAAUGUUACAUUGCAUUGUGAACAGUUUUGGAAGCUGUUAAGUCAAUUUGUGGAUCUCGUUUUACGCAAAAAAAAACUUUUUGGUUUUCACAAAUAUAUUUCGCUCAAAUAGUAAUAAUAUACAAAUUCAAUCUAAAUUCUAUCGAGAAAAUUUACAAAACUUAUUUAUAAUCUAAAGAGUGAACGUUUAUCUAGAGAUAAGUUAACUAAUAAUUUAAACAUAAUUCUUAUUCCUUAAGGAAAUCUUUUUUUUUUUCUCUUAUGAAUGAAUGUGAGUUUUUGCUUAACUUUCCUAUAGAGAAGAAAACAGCCAGACGUUGGUUAACUGAUGAAAAUAAUUAAGAAAUGAUAACUUUAUUAAUAUAAAGAAAUUGAAUGAUUUCACGUUUCAAGAAAUUAACAAAACAAAGAAAAGAAAAACUGAUAUUGGAAUUAAUUCCUAUUCUACUUGUGAUGAUGUUACGCAAACUUCUUAUUUUCAAAGAAUAGACUUUCAGGAAAAUUAAUAAUAAAAUAUUUAAUUAAUAAUUUACUGGUCAAAUAUUUCCAAUUGUUUCGCUUUUUGUUUCUGUUUACAGAGGUUUGGAUUUUACUA